Molecule: messenger RNA, 1236 nt
Organism: Cucurbita maxima (winter squash)
Lineage: Eukaryota; Viridiplantae; Streptophyta; Magnoliopsida; Cucurbitales; Cucurbitaceae
Product: probable N-acetyltransferase HLS1
Exons: 3
Coding region: 1-1236 (411 amino acids)
Molecular function (GO): acyltransferase activity, transferring groups other than amino-acyl groups
Source: RefSeq, a predicted model, not a curated record
AUGGGUGAAAAAAAGGGAGAUGAGAAAAUUACAGUGAUAAUAAGAGAAGUGAAUGAAGAAAGAGACACAGAAAUGGUGGAAAAACUGGAGAGAAGCUGUGAAAUUGGGUCUAAAUUAGGAGGGGCAUCCAUUUUUACCGAUAUGAUGGGCGAUCCUCUUUGUAGGAUCAGAUUCUACCCACUUCAUAUUAUGCUGGUGGCUGAGCUGCCGGAAAAGGGCGACGUCGUGGGAGUGGUUAGAGGCUGUAUUAAGUCUGUGGGGACUGGCGGCGCCGCCGCCGGAGAAGCUAAUACCACGAGGAUUGGUUGCAUAUUGGGGCUUCGUGUUUCGCCUGCUCACAGGAGGUUGGGAAUUGGACUAAAGCUAGUACACUCAGUUGAAGAAUGGGUAAUAAGAAAUGGAGCUCCCUAUGCAUUUCUAGCAAUAGAGAAGAAGAACAAAGCCUCAAAGAAUCUCUUCACUCGCAAAUGCAACUAUGUAAAAUUCAGCUCAUUAGUGAUAUUCAGAAAGCCAAUUGUGUUCCCAACAAAAGACAUCACUAAUGGGGAAAUAAAGACAGAGAAACUGAACAUAGAGCAAGCAAUAUCAUUCUACACAAACUGUCUCACAGCUAAAGGAGUUUAUCCAAUGGAUUUUGAUGUGAUUUUGAAGGAAAAACUGAGUAUUGGCACAUGGGUUUCUUAUUUCAAUCAAGAAGAUUGGACCCAUUUGAUUUGUUCAGAGAAGGAUUCAGAGAUUUACCAGAGAAUGCCAAGCUCUUGGGUGGUGUUUAGCAUAUGGAAUACCUGCAAGGCAUAUAAGUUUCAGAUAAGGGAAUCAAAAAAAGAUGAAUUAUUGUUACCUCUAAGGUUCUUGAAAAGUGCAAGAAAAAAGUUCAUUUCCUGCUUCAAAAUGCCAGAUUCUGUGUCGUUUGGGAAGUCAUUUGGAUUCUUCUUCCUGUAUGGGAUAUUUGGGGAGGGGGAGAGAGUUGGAGAGCUUGUCGAGUCGAUAUGGCUUUUCGCUUCGAGAUUGGCUGAAGAAGAGAACGACUGCAAGGCCAUUGUCACCGAACUAUCUGUUUCUGAUCCAAUCAUAAACCACGUCCCACAAAACAAUAAAUCCAUGUCUCGCAUCAACGAUAACUGGUACCUGAAAAGAUUGAGUGUACAGAGUAGUGAUGAUAAAAGGGAUGAAAUGUUGUUGUCAAAGGAUAUGGAAGCAGCUGCAAAUGUGAUUGUUGACCCCAGAGACUUCUAG